ACAUCGCAGAACCGCCGCCUCCCCAGGGCUAUGGCCAGUAUCCCCCUCCUCAACAGGGCCAAUAUCCUCCUCCUCAGCAGGGCCAGUACCCUCCUCCUCAUGGGCAAUAUCCUCCAGCCCAGCAAGGCCAAUACGGCCAGCAUCCUCCCCCUCAGCAGGGAGGAUAUUACCAGUCUCCCCCGCCCCCUCCCGGCCAAUAUCCCCCACCACAAGCGCCCUACGGACAGCCGCCGCCUCAGCAAUACGGGGCUCCUCCUCCUCAACACCAGCAACCCUACGGAGCGCCUCCUCCAGGCCAAUAUGGAGCGCCUCCUCCGCAGCAUGGAGGGCAUUACGGUGCCCCUUCCCCGGCGCCUUACGGAGCUCCCCCAGUGCAGCCUACGCCGCCGUCUAUUGGCUAUGGCGCACCCCAGAUCAUUCAAUGGGACGGCACCCCCGAUGCCCAGGCUUUGCGCGGGGCCAUGAAAGGCUUUGGAACGGACGAGAAGACACUGAUUAACGUGCUCUCGCGAAAAGACCCGCUACAGAUUGAGGUGAUUCGAUCCACUUACGAGCGCACCUUCAAGCGCAGGCUGGUAGAGGAUAUAAAGAGCGAGACAAGGAGUUGGUUCGAAUUUGGUCUGGUGCAGCUUGCCCGUGGUCCACUGUUGGCUGACAUUCAUAACCUGUUCGAUGCCAUGGCGGGCCCGGGAACUAAGGAGAUUGUCAUGAAUGAUAUUCUACUGUCAAGAUCCAACGCCGACCUGAGAGCUAUCAAGAGCGCCUAUCAGCAAACAUUCCGACGAAGCUUGGAGAACGAUGUCAAGGGUGAACUAAGCCUCAAGACGGAGAGGCAUUUUUUGAUAGUGCUGGCUGCUAAUCGAGCCGAGGACUCAGCGCCAGUAAACCCACAGCAAGUGGAAGAGGACGUCAUGAACAUCUACAGGGCGACCGAGGGCAAGGUUGGCACCGACGAGAUUCUGGUUUGCAGCAUUCUAAGCAACAGAAACGACAACCAGAUCCGAGCCGUCGCCCAUACCUACAAGCAAAAGUUCAACCGCGACUUGGAUACCGUAAUUCAGAGCGAAUUCUCUGGCCACAUGAGAGAUGCUCUACUGUUUCAGCUCCGUCAUGCCGUUGAUAAAUAUAUGCACGCUGCGCAGCUUUUGGAGGAUUCUAUGGCCGGCUUGGGCACCAAAGACCAUCUCCUCAUUUCUCGAACCAUCCGAUUCCACUGGGAUCGAAACGAGCUUGCAAACGUCAAGGGGGCCUAUCAGCAUCGGUACAAGAAGCCAUUGGCCACUCGUAUCAGGGGAGAGACAUCUGGUGAUUACCAGAAGCUGAUGGUUGCCUGUGUUGGAGAGUAAAGCAUAUAAAUUCUUGGGCCGGCAGCUGCAUUGGUGGAAUCCCAACACGAUUACACCCUAAUGGAAACUUACACCUAGAUUCUUUAAUGAUGGCUGGAGAUCAUGAGGCGUUUGGAAACCCUUUUUUACAUUGUAUUAACAAAAUUUUGGCGAGGUACUACCAGGACAUCAAGUUGGAGAGGAGGGGUAAGGUAAUCAAUUCUUCAAUAAGAAAUUUGAAUCUGACUUUGAUGCCUCUUGAUAGCUCCCAAGUGAAUGACGUAUGAGGCCAGAGAAUAGCCUCAGAUGAAUGUGACCACUCAUUCGUAAAUGUAUUCCGCCGUGGUCACACGAUAGGUAUCAUUAAAUAUACCCCAAUGCUAGGGGGGAUUGCAUUUGAUCUGUUCAUUUCCCCGGCUGUGAAUCAGAGCUCGCC
This is a messenger RNA of Trichoderma harzianum CBS 226.95, 1761 nucleotides long. RefSeq lists its product as hypothetical. Gene Ontology annotation, molecular function: calcium ion binding; calcium-dependent phospholipid binding. Bases 462 to 1346 code for a protein of 294 amino acids. Lineage: Eukaryota; Fungi; Ascomycota; Sordariomycetes; Hypocreales; Hypocreaceae. The record is from RefSeq and is a predicted model, not a curated record. The transcript is spliced from 2 exons. Gene Ontology annotation, cellular component: cytoplasm.